Messenger RNA from Schistocerca piceifrons (Central American locust), 1392 nucleotides. RefSeq names its product dipeptidase 1-like. The transcript has 11 exons. Gene Ontology annotation, biological process: proteolysis. Lineage: Eukaryota; Metazoa; Arthropoda; Insecta; Orthoptera; Acrididae. Gene Ontology annotation, molecular function: metallodipeptidase activity. The record is from RefSeq and is a predicted model, not a curated record. The coding region runs from base 1 to 1392 and encodes 463 amino acids.
AUGCGACGCCGGCCGCCGUGGCCGCCGCUGCUGCUGUGGCUGGGGGUGGCGUCGGCGCCGCUGUGCCUGGUGACGCUGGCGCUGCGGCUCGACGCCCGCCUCGACGCUGUGCGACGCCUCCUCACCGACUCGCCGCUCGUCGACGGGCACAACGACCUGCCGUGGAACAUCCGCAAGUUCCUGAAGAACCAGCUGCGGGACUUCCCCUUCCAGGAGGAUCUGCGCCGGGUGUCGCCCUGGUCUCGCAGCUCCUGGUCCCACACGGACUUGCCGCGCCUCAAGGAGGGCAUGGUCGCUGCGCAGUUCUGGUCGGCGUACGUGCCGUGUUCGGCGCAGCACCUGGACGCGGUGACGCUGGUGCUGGAGCAGGUGGACGUCAUCCGGCGGCUGGUGGAGCGCUACCCGCGGGACCUGGCGCUCGUCACCGACGCCAGAGGUAUAGAAGACGCGCACGCGGCGGGAAUGUUGGCUAGCCUGGUGGGCGUGGAGGGCGGCCACGCGCUGGGGGAGAGCCUGGGUGUGCUGCGCGCCCUCUACACGCUCGGCGCACGUUACCUCACGCUCACGCACGCCUGCAACACGCCUUGGGCAGACUGCUCCAUAGUGGAUGAGCCUGGAAGAAUACCCAUCCUGGGAGGACUGUCUAGUUUCGGACGGCUGGUGGUGCGCGAGAUGAACCGCCUGGGCAUGAUGGUGGACCUGUCGCACGUGUCGGUGCCAACGAUGCUGGACGCCCUGCGCACCAGCCGCGCGCCGGUCAUCUUCUCGCACUCCGCGGCGCAUGCGCUCUGCAACAGCUCCCGCAACGUUCCGGACCACGUGCUUCGCCUGGUCAAAGCGAACGGAGGAAUCGUGAUGGUGGCGUUCUACCCGCACUUCGUCAGCUGCAGCGAGUCCGCAUCGCUGGUGGAUGUCGCAGCUCACAUACAACACAUCCGCUCGGUGGCGGGCGUAGAUCAUGUCGGCCUCGGAGCUGGAUAUGAUGGAAUCAACAUCACGCCGCUGGGCCUGGAGGACGUGUCGCGGUACCCUCACCUGCUGGCGGAGCUGAUGGCCCGUGGCGGCUGGACAGAGGAGGACCUGCGGAAGCUCGCCGGCCUCAACCUGGUCCGCGUGCUGCGCGAGGUCGAGCGGGUGCGGGACGAGCUGGCCGUCGCCGGUGAGCAGCCGGUGGAGGAGCGCAUCCCGGCCGAGGACGUGCUGGGCCGCACCUACUGCCGCAUGCCGGCCGCCUCUGCCACGGCAAGUGUGGGUCACUGGAAACAACAAGAAGAGGAAGUAGUUGCAAUUAUUGUGGUUCUUGUGAUGUAUUUGCUUUUAGUCGUCAUGUCGCCGAUAGCAAUGGAUGUCAUGAGCGGGCGUGGCCUCUCCCGGGGCCUGGUGGUACUCUGA